Messenger RNA from Bolinopsis microptera, 7027 nucleotides. Its product is annotated as abnormal spindle-like microcephaly-associated protein homolog. The coding region runs from base 19 to 6378 and encodes 2119 amino acids. The transcript has 20 exons. Gene Ontology annotation, cellular component: spindle pole. Lineage: Eukaryota; Metazoa; Ctenophora; Tentaculata; Lobata; Bolinopsidae. Gene Ontology annotation, biological process: spindle organization; establishment of meiotic spindle localization; mitotic cell cycle. Gene Ontology annotation, molecular function: calmodulin binding. The record is from RefSeq and is a predicted model, not a curated record.
AGAAAUGCAAAAUAAAAGAUGACAGACACAGUAGGAUUUAUACCAUUACCCAAAAGUACAGCUAACGAUGCAAGCUCUGAGAGUCCGGUGCUGGUCCUAAAUGCUUUUGCUCCACGCACUAUCGUUGAUUUCGGAGAUGUGAAAGCGGGGAAAACGAAAAUCGCAUGUUUCACAUUAGUAAAUCCGCACGCAGAGGAUGCAAUGAUAACAACAGUCAAAUUCCCGACCACUAAGACAUUAGUGCUACACGGUUACUCGACGGAGGAGAGCAAGAAUCGAGCUUACAAAAUACCGCCAAAUUCGUGUAUUGACGUCAGGGUUGCCUGGACACCACAAUAUGCCACCGCUGAUACAUGGGGAAUGAGACAGACAAUUGAGCUGGGAUGGGAUCGAAAAAGAUUUGUCAUUUUGCUCGUUGGAUUCGUUAUGGACGGCAAGAAAAAGAAAGCAGUUAAGAACUUAAACAGAGGAAAGAAACCUGAAAAACCACUCGAUUUGUCGAUGGGACGAGACGAAAACGACGUCAAUCUGCGUUUUAAAGGAGUUGUCAAUCACACAGCAAAGAAUACAAAAUCUAGUGUUCCAGAUGUGAGACCGAGCAAAAUCUUGGGUGAGAACCAGAAAAGUAAUAUUAAAGCUGGAACGAGGACUGAGACCGGUAAAAGGAAACUCCCGAAGAAAAACAAACCUCUAGCCCUAGAUUUGAAGUCACCAAUGGAAAUGGACGAUGUGAAGAGUGAUGAUCUUCUGCCCACUCCUCUUAGAACUGAGUUUGGGAAAGAGAGCCCUUUCGCUUGCAUGGACACACCAAAUUUCAUCGACACACCGGUUGAAGAGCAGCCUAAUCGUCGAGUAACCGCCUUGAAGGUGGAGACGACACCAACCGCAUCUUCACUCGGGGACUUCGACAGUCCCUUCCAGGACCUUCUCACCCCGUUCACUCCCACUCCUCUCCCUGGCAUCCAGCAGACACCGGCUGAUAUAGUGCCCAAUGUAGCACCAACCCCUGUCCAGUCCAUGGUGAAACAGGAAUGUGUUAGUAGCGGUAGUGGAGAGGGGAGCACUGGAACCCCCGGGCGCAAGCGCAGAACUUGGGGUGCGCCUGACCAAAACCCGCUCUUCACAACACCCAACGUCAUGACCAGGGCCAUGAUGAAGAAGAUAGGAGAAGAGAGUAGUUGCCAGCAGACCUUUAUGGAAUGUCACACUGUAGCGCAGACCUUCAUGGAAUGUCACACGAUAAACCCAGUAGACAGCAUGUUAGAGAACGCCUCCCCACCCCGGGAUAGGGAGUGCGAUAAUCCGCUCAGUCCUGGACCCACCCCUUUCACCCCUCCUAAUAUAACCCUGGCGGAGAAGAAGCCAGCUCAGGGCGCUGCCCGACCUGUCCCCAACUUAAACAUUACUCCUGAGGAUAUCGGCAGGACUUCAGGUCCUCUCACUGCAACUCCUCUUCACCCGUCGAUGGUAUUGAUAAUGGAGAGAAAGGACGAUAAUCUGCCCUGUUUUGACACCAGUAUUAUACCACACCCCUCACCUGCAAAGACGGAUCAUUCUCAGGAUAGGAAGAAGUCCGAAGCGUUUGUUAUUCCUGCAAUAGAAACAACCAGCUCAACAGUAAAUCUGAGCGAUGAAGAAGUUGUUGUUUCAACACCAUUAACUAGGUCUGGUGGGAAGGGAUCAGCGGAGUUGAGGAAAAAACCAGCAAUCCUUAAACCAGCCCUCAAAAGAGCAGCUAAAACAAAAGCUGGUCCGGUGAUAAUCAAGACACGUGAAACUCGCCCAAAAACAGCUCCAGGACUGGCUAGACGUGAAGGUCUGAGAAAGAACAUGACCCAAGACAAUGCUAGAGUAUCAAGAGAGCCAACAAGACACCCAGCUAAGAGGAGGUCUGUAAGUGCGGGCAGGGUCGAGUCUACACCCAAGGCUGCUUACGAUGUGAACGUUAGGCCUCCUAAACGAAAAGAUCUAGUAACCCCGACCAUGGGGCCGCCCCGAUCUCCUGGAAAGCGACCACGCCCCCUCCAGCGUGUGGUAUCUGUUGAUGAGAGCUACAGGGAGAAACGGCACAGAAGCUGUGAUGUUGCGCUGGCUCCUAAAACUCCAGGAAAUAGAGUAUCUGUAAGAAGGAGCAUGGCUCCUGCAACUGGAAAACGGGUCAAGAUGAGCAAUAGCAGACAGAGUGCUGCGAUGCCUCGUCAUCCCUUGGCGUUAUCCUCUGCUAAGAACAUAUACUUUGACGAGAAGUGGAAGAUGAAGCAAGAGCGUGCAUUUACAGUGUGGAUGAAUUUCUACUUAGCUCCCCCUCAAGGGAAUAUCCCACCAGAGUACCAAAACACCAGAGAAAUUACGAAGAAUGCAGCUCGCAAGGCUAGGAAAUCUAUGGCUCCUCCUGACAACGCUACUAUUCUGGCGAGGUUACAAGCUGAGAGGAAACUGUUACACGCUGAACGUCGUGCUAGCGCCAUGUUUCAGUCGCCAAAAAUGGUGGAAGUGCUGCUGAAAUUGGAGAAAGAGAUAAACGAGGGUGGUCUUACAAUCAGACACGAUCGAAAACUGGACGCAGAUCUGGGUUUGAAAGAUCAGCUGAUAGAUUUGCUGCUGUGCUAUAAUCCAGUAUGGUUGAGACUGGGUCUUGAAGUGCUGUACGAGGAAAUACUGCCUCUCUCCGAACACCGGGAUUUGCCAGGAUUGGUAUCGUUCCUGAACUCUAGGUUUGUGAACAACCCGGUAAUAGCUCUCCAGUACGCUCAUUCUACAGUCCCCGGCUCCUAUGGUGCAGGUUACGAAGGGGAGCUCAGAAGAUUUACUCUUAAAAAGUUUCUAAUGUUGGUACUCCUGCUGGACAUGGCAAAGACAAACCGUGUCAUAGACUGCGAUCCUUGUCUCUUUUGUCUGAAAUCUCCUUACAAGACCAGCCGAUCUAUUCUCAUUUCCUUCUCAAAUGCCUAUCUUGGUGGAGAAGGAGACAUCACCAAACAUCUCGGUUACAUCGGGUACACAGUAAAGCACGAACAGAAGCAUAUAGAAGAGUUCGACUACCUCGUAAAGCGAAUAGAAUCGGAGCUGCGGGACGGUAUCCGCUUGACACGUCUUGUGGAGAUUAUAACAGAGACCAGUCUGACUGACAAGCUGAGAACUCCUGCCGUCAGUAGACUUCAGAAGAUGCAUAACGUGGGGCUGGUGCUGACUCAGCUUCAGGAGGAGGGCGUCAAGUUGGACAACGUUCCUGGGGGACCCAUUGUUACUAAGAGUGUUGUGGAUGGUAACCAGAACCUCACCCUGGCCCUGAUCUGGGGAAUCAUUUAUCAAUAUUCCAUCACCAAGAUAUUGGCGAUUGAUCAGCUGAAAGCAGAGGUUAAGAUCUUGAGAGAAAUACUCUCAAGGAGGAAGCAACACAACCCGUCUGCUGAAGAGAAGGAUGAUGACUAUGUUCUGGGUCUGCCUGGACGAAGACUAUCCGUGGAUGAGCGAAGUUUCUUUAACAGUGAAGUACUAGCCACACUUCUGGAUUGGUGUAAGAUAGUGUGCAGUUAUUACGAUGUUCCUGUAGACAACUUCACAGUUUCCUUCUCAGACGGCAGGGUCCUGUGUCUCCUGGUUCAUCACUACCACCCUGAGCUCCUCCCUCUCUCCCGGAUCCGCAUGCAGACCUCCCUCUCACACCAGCUAAUGGAGCUAAACGCAUCACGGGACUUUCUGUCCGACUCUCGCCUGGAUCCCGACCUUUACAGGGAUAAUGAGAAGGAGAACUUUAGGGCUCUAGCUGAUGCAAUGAAGGGUCUGAACGAAGUUCCGUACAUGAUAACCCCAGGAGAUAUGCUGGGUACAAUUCCUGAUGAGAAAGUGGUAGUCACGUUCGUAUCUUAUCUAUGUGCCGCUCUGGUGGACAUCUCGCAAGAUUUCCGUGCUGCUCAGAAGAUACAGCGAGCCUGGAGACGCCACAAUUUCUUCGAAGUCUACGAGGAGAUGAAAGAGAGGCGUCGAGCGAUCAUUAAGGUGCAGGCCUUGGCAAGAGCUCUAAUGGCAAGACGGCAGCUUGAGGAACUGAAGCUAAACAGAGAAGCUAUCAUCGCUAAAAGGAAAGAAUAUGCUGCUUCGAGGAUCCAGUUGAAAUGGAGGACCUAUACCGCUACAAAGGAUAUAAGAGCGGACUUUAUAAAGAAGCGUGGAGCUGCCAAAACUAUACAGAAAUUCUACAAGGCAAUACUAGAAGAACGUUGGAGAGAUAGAAUAGGAGCAGCUAAGCUCAUUCAGAAGACAUGGAGAUGUCAUCGAGACAGGAGCAAGUAUUUGCGUGUACAACAGUCGACCGUAAAGAUACAGUCUGCUGUCAGAAUGUAUAUAUGCCGAAGUGACUUCAUCCGUCGUAAAUCAGCAGUCGAAUGUAUCUCAAAUGUGUGGAGAUCGUACACUGCGAUGAACAAGAAUAGACAUGAUUUCCUAAACAAACGAUCAGCAGCUGUUUGUGUACAGAAAUAUCUGAGAGGUUAUCUCGCCAGAAAGAACGCUGGAAAGAUAAGAUCUGCUAUCAAGAUACAAGGACUUUAUCGUGGAUUCAAAGCUCGAAAAGAUGUUCAACUGAUGAAGAGCCAGCGAGAGUUGAUUCAAACGCAGAUCAAAUCAUCCAUAAUGAUACAGUCAGCCAUCAGAGGAUUCCUUGCCAGACGAGAUUCGAGGAAAAUAUCAGAAGCUGUUGUAAAGAUCCAGCAGCACUACAGAUCAUAUCUGAUAACUAGAUACCAUCGACAGAACUUCCUACUCAUGAGACAGUAUACUGUGUUUAUACAGAGCCGAUUCCGAGGUUACUUGGCAAGAAAAGAGUUGUCUCUUCAACAAGAAGCAGCAACCAAAAUUCAAGCUGCUUUUAGAGGCUGCUUAGCGAGAUCCCACAUUCAGCUUCAGCAUCGCUCUGCUGCUUUAAUUCAACGAGCUUUCAAAGGUUUCCUCCAAAUGAAAUCAGAUCGAGCUUUGUUCGAAGAAAUAAGGACAGCCGCAGUUAAAAUACAGGCUACAUGGAGGAUGUGCAGUCAAAAACGCAAGUACAGGGAUAUAAAAAAGACAACAGUGCAGAUACAAGCUUGGUAUAGAAUGCACAGACAAGCACAAGCGUACAAGCAUCAAAGACAAAGUUGCAUCAAAAUUCAGUGCGGAUGGAGAGGUUACCUCCAAAUGAAAUCAGAUCGAGCAUUCUUCGAAGGAAAAAGGGCAGCCGCUGUCAAAAUUCAGUCGUAUUGGAGGAUGGUUCAAGUCAUGAGAAUAGUUUCCGAACAGUGCCAAGCAGCGACACAAAUCCAGUCUAGUUGGAGGAUGUACAGUAAUCGUUCAGCAUACCUGCAGCAGAAAUACGCUGCCGUCAGGAUCCAGCGAGCGUGGAGAAGUGUUGUGGUGAGGGACCAGAUACGGGACCAGAAAGUAAGAGUGUUGAGAACAUUGCUCAUGAUACAGUCUCAUUACAGGGGCCUAGCUCUGAGAUCAGGUGUGGCCAAGCAGCAGAGAUGUGCCGUGAAACUACAGUCAUUUUACCGAGGAUAUCGGGCAAGGCAGGAGAUAGCACGCCAGCAUGAGAGUGCUGGUUUGAUACAGGCUUGUUAUCGAGGUUAUAAAGACAUGAAGUUCCUCAGAGCCCGGUUCAUUACCAUUAAACUGAGUGCUAUUGUGAUCCAAUCUCACGUCAGAUCAUAUCUCGUUAGACGGGAUAUUUCACGAGCUACUGAAGCUGCUGUUGCUGUUCAGGCUCACUACCGAGGAUAUUGUGUCAGGAAAUCGUAUCUUAAACAAAGAAACGCGGCAUGUCUCAUCCAGGAGCAUACUAGAGCGUGGAUAGAGGGUCGGAGACGGUUGGAAAACUAUCAACAAAUCCGCCGAGCGACUAUCUUGAUGCAGGCAUGUUACCGGGGGGCGUGCACACGCAGACAUCUCUACAAACAGAUCGUGAUCGCUACCAAAAUUCAGGCAACUUGGCGUAUGUACGUCACGAGAACAAGUUAUCUCACACAAAAACACGCAGCCGUUAAAAUACAGUCCACAUGGAGAAUGUACAGCCAGAAACACAAGUUUAGCUAUUUAAUAGAGAAAACAGUGCAGAUACAAGCUUGGUAUAGAAUGCACAGACAAGCACAAGCGUACAAGCACCAAAGACAAAGUUGCAUUAAAAUCCAAUGUAGUUGGAAAGGUUAUCUGGCCAGAAAACGGUAUCAGAGUACAAGGAAUGCGGUUAUAAGGAUUCAAGCUGCGGUGAGGGGACUCAGUGCUCGGAGAAUCUUGUCGGGUCUUCAAAGUCUUGAAGUUUUGAGACGUCGCCUUCUUGACCAUAAUCUCUCCAUAGCACAGGUUAGAGAUUUAGACAGAAAGCUAUCUGAAAUACUAGGGAGUUGAGGGAACACGUGUUAACAGUGCUGGGGACACAAGAUAAAGAUUCAGAUCACGUCAGCUCGACUUGAAGCAACAGAAUACAGAUGUUCACUGUUCAGUAACGCACCAGUCGACCGGUCUACAUUCUACAAUCAGGAGGCUGCAUCUUUAAAAUACUGAAAUAUGUUUUUGUAUUGGACUUUAAGACUCUUAUAAUAUAAUAAAUUUGUUUAACAUUUGUUCGCUUGGAUCUCGUAGAAAUAGAAAAUAUUUAGUCUUAGCGAAUUCUUCUUGCUUUGACAGUGAUAAAAAUCUCUAAUAUAAUAAUAUGGUUAAUAUUGCCCACGACUAAUAAUUACGUUUUCUUUAUUUGUAACCAUACUUUAUCGUUAUGGUUUGUACUACGUAACAUUCUGGAAUUCACAUUUUUUCGAUUGAAUAUUAAUAGGGUGACUGAUCAUUCUGAAUAAGAAAACAUUUUGAUGUUAAGAUAUUACAAGUUUUAGAAUCACUUGUAAUUUAACAUUUUUUAUUUUAUUCAAAGAUAGGUUAACACAUAGCUCUUCUUAAAUGACUAUUUCGCUGUUAAUUCAUUAUUCAUAAUCAUUGUGUAAUCAAUAAUGAAUACAUUUAACAUUGUUUAUUGUACAAAAUAUUAGCUCGAUAAUUAAUA